AUGCCCUAUUGGAAGUUUCAGAUCCUUCACCGCCACCUUCGCCCUUUUGACUACGCCAAGAUCGAUGAGACCGGGCCUCUCCCGAAGGUAUUCCAAGCCUGUGAUGAGUGGUCUGAUCAUAUACAAGCUGUGUCAGCGGAGAUCUUCAUCCCGGGCUCUCAUCUCGCUGUAGAUGAGUGUAUGAUCCGCUUCACGGGCAGGUCUAAUGAGACAACAGUCGUCAAAGGCAAGCCUAUUCCUCGAGGCUUCAAGAUCUGGGUUAUCGCACAGCACGGCUUCUUUUUCCGCUGGUUCUGGCAUAUCACGGGCGCACAAUACGGCGCCGUUGGUGUUGAGCUUCCUCCCGUAAAGCGCCGCUGCACCCGCCGCACGCAAGGAUCGCAGGAGACACAGGGAGGCUCCUCAGACGAGCCUAUCGCCUUGAACUCGACCCAAAGCGUCGUCGUGGCCCUAGCAAAUACACUGCCAAAAGCGACAUAUCACGUCUUCGUCGAUAACCUCUUCUCGUCGUCAGAUCUCUUCCGCAGCCUCCGCAUGCAUGGCCACGGAGCCACAGGCACGGCUCGACCUAACAGCGGCAUCCACGAGGAGCUUGUUCACGAUCUCCGGGGCGAUAAAAGACUCAACACUAGCUACGACUUCAACCAGAUCAAGAUGAUCCCCACGCCUGACAACAAGGUUAACCAAAUCGCUUGGAAGGAUAACCACCUCGUCCUCUUCUUCACGACUGUUUUUUCCGGCGAGGAACGCGUUGAACGCCGCAGAAAGAAACCCACCUCCAAGAAGCCCGAGGCACGGCAGAUCCGCCGCUUCUUCGGUGAUGAAGCCGUCAAGGAUAUCCUCAUUCCCACAGUCGCCGCUGACUAUAAUGAUGAAAUGAACCACGUUGAUCGGGGCGAUCAGUUAAGGUCAUAUUCCAUGUCAGAAUCUACAGAGUCCAAGUCUAGAGGCCCCCUCGGCCGCGUCGUCGUCAUCGGCGGCAACGGCUUCCUCGGCCACCACAUCGUCAACCAGGCCAUUGAGUCGUGGACCACCACCGCCGUCUUCGGCGUCGACCUGCGGUGCGAGCGCAACCGCAAUCCCGCCGCCAAGUACCGCGAGUGCGAUAUCACCGACCCCGAGCGCCUGCUGUCUCUGAUUGAGGAACUCAAGCCCGACGUCGUCAUCCACACGGCGUCCCCCGUCGCCAACAACCCCAAGAUCGGCAACGACAUCUUCAAAAAGGUCAAUGUCGACGGAACACAAUCUGUGGUUGAUGCCUGCGAAAAGGCAGGUGUCAAGGCUCUUGUCUAUACCAGCUCUGCCAGUGUCAUCAGCGACAAUGUCACUGAUCUGCUUAACGCAGAUGAGCGGUGGCCAUUGAUCCGUGGAGAUCAGCAGACCGAGUACUACUCCGAGACCAAGGCUGCUGCUGAAGAGCUCGUCCUCAAGGCGAAUCGCAAGGAUGACUCCAAGCUCCUCACUUGCGCCAUCCGCCCCGCCGGCAUCUUUGGUGAGGGCGACGUCCAGACCCUCGCAGGCAUCCUCAACGUCUACAAGCGCGGCAAGCACAACGUCCAGGUCGGCAACAACGAGAACCUCUUCGACUUCACCUACGUUGGCAACGUCGCCCACUCUCACCUCCUCGCCGCCCAGCUCCUCCUCGUCACCGCCGCCUCCCCCACUGUCCCCCUCGACCACGAGCGCGUCGACGGCGAGGCCUUCUUCAUCACAAAUGACGAGCCCGUCUACUUCUGGGACUUUGCCCGCGCCAUCUGGCACGCCGCCGGCCACGACAAGGGAAAGGAGGGUACCUGGACCCUGCCGCGCGAGUUGGGCAUCGGCCUCGGCUUCAUCAGCGAGGUGUUUGGCAGCAUCCUGGGCAAGACCCCGACUCUCACCCGCAAGGCCAUCAUUAUGAGCUCUAUGACCCGCUACUACAACAUCACCAAGGCCAAACGUGUCCUGCGCUACAAGCCCCUGUGGACGUUGCAGGAGGGCAUCAACCGUGGUGUGGAGUGGUUCGCUGAGCAGGACAGACAGCAGGCUGCUGCUGCCAAGGCAUGA
Messenger RNA from Fusarium keratoplasticum, 2046 nucleotides. RefSeq lists its product as uncharacterized. NCBI's taxonomy places the organism in Eukaryota, Fungi, Ascomycota, Sordariomycetes, Hypocreales, Nectriaceae. Gene Ontology annotation, molecular function: 3-beta-hydroxy-Delta5-steroid dehydrogenase (NAD+) activity. Gene Ontology annotation, biological process: steroid biosynthetic process. Bases 1 to 2046 code for a protein of 681 amino acids. The record is from RefSeq and is a predicted model, not a curated record. The transcript is spliced from 4 exons.